AACAUGCCUUUUUUGGUGCUAACGAAAUUACUUUAUUCCACUGGCUAUUCGACCUGUCCUGAACUUCAUAUUAGGAGACCACGUAGUCUGCUGUAAAACUUCUGCAUUUUUUCCGGGCUGACUCGGAUUAAUCAUAAAUUAAAUAAGUUAUAAUGCCCACUAUUAUCGCCUUAGACGUAUCGUUGUCGAUGCAACGACAGAUACCAGGACGCAGUGAAGAAAAUACCCUAACUUACCAUCAGCUGGCUUUGAAAGGGAUGUCACAACUGUUAGAACAUUUGUCAUCUACAUCAAAAUUGGAAUAUGUUUCACUCAUUACUUAUUCAACGAUAUCAGAAGUUAAAGUUGAUUUUACCCGCGAUUACGAUGUCAUCCGUCAAGCGGUAAAAAAAGUAGAAUCUGGUGAUAAGCUCUGCAUUAUAAGCAUGUUGAAAAAUGUUGCGAGCAUAUUAUCUACGAACUGGGGUACACAAAACUAUUGUCAGGUUGUAGUGUUCACAGACUGUGGUUUGGGGUACGUAAAAUAAAUUUAAAAUUAAUGCAUUGCUUUAGAAGAAUAUGAAUAUAUUAAAAUUGGAAACAAAUGUGAAAACUAACCCUUUCUCAUUACUGGUAGCUCUCGCAACUCAUUGGAAAAGUCGUUACUAUAAUCCAGCUUACAUGAUAAGUUUGCAUUGUAAAGAGAUGUUAACCAUGCAUAUGUAUAUUCUUUCAGUUUUGGUAGUACCGCACUCAAAGGGUUCUUACAAAGUUACGUUGACAAGGAAAAUGACGUUUCCUAUGUAUCAACAGCUAAUUGACUUCACUGGAUUAAAAGGUCAACUAUAUUUGCCGAAGCCACCAAAAGAAGUUGCUGAAGGAACAGAAAAUACAAACGACUCAACCAAAUCUUCGGCUAAUAUUAGUGCCAAUACAACAACGACGGCCCCGACGUCUCACUCAAGCCACAAGAGUGAGCUUGGCCGUACUGCUAUGUUUGAGUUGAUUGAGCGAGUUUGCGAGGCUAACUUUAAGCCAUACGAAGUGUUACUAAAAGUCGGUGGUUAUUUCAGACUGGAAUGUCCAGUUUUGAUAUGGCCCCCACCGGCAGAAUAUAGAACUGAAAAUGGCAUUAGAAGCGAAUUGAAAAUUUCACAAAAAAUCGAGGUAUGCGGAUAUUUGUCGCUUUCCGAAAUCGGUUCACCUGCCUCUUUAAGUCGCCAUUUAGUUAUUCCUAAAGUAGACCGAGAGAAGCCAACACGACGCUCCUCGGAAAAAUCCGGAUCCUCAAAGUCGUCAAUUGGCGGCAACGUGGGCACUAAUACAAAAGCGACCCUAGAUGUAAACCAGCCAAACUAUGAAUACGAAAAACUAGAGCAAGACAUACGCGAUUUCUACACGAAAGAAGCUAAGGAUGGGGACGAAAGCAGUGAGGAUGCUGAAGCAAGCCUAAUAAAAACUAGCAGUGGUGCAGUAACCAGUGCUUUGGAGAAAGAGUCUAUGUGCGUAUUGUUGCAUGGUGCCAUGAAAGUCGAAAAUCUAGCUGCAUUGGUAUUAUUAAAUGAUAACUGGUAUGGCUUUCUAUAUUCCUAUGCAGAUAGUAAAAAAAAGUCCAAUUUAAUGUUAAAUAUCCUACCGCCCGGAAAUAAUGUUAUUCCCUGGUUGGGAGAUUUGAAGUUGUUAGGAUUUGCUGAAGAUCUUUUGCCUGGCGAGACAAGUGCAUUUCCGGUCAAGGCAGAUAAGCGUUCAUAUUCACAAAGCUGUGUGGUGUGGAUUAAACAAGUUAGUCUGCAGUCAGACGUCCAAAAAGUAUUACGCCAUGCAAAGAAAAUGCCAGAAAAGACACAGCACUUCUUUAAGGAAUUAAAUCGCAUAAGGCGUGCAGCUCUAUCUAUAGGCUUUGUCGAACUACUCGAAGCUAUGGCCACACUGUUCGAGAAAGAGAGUGCACAACUUACCCUUGGUGCGAAUCCCGAAUGCAGUAUACAAUUAAAACAUGCCGCAAUCGAAUUGCGAAAGCCAUCCAAUCGAGAUCUAAAAAUAUCGAUUGUUCCCCUGCAAAAAUUUGGAGCAUCUAGUAGUGGCACUGACAAUGCAUCAUCGUCGGUGUCAGGCUUUGUGUACUAAAAAAUUCAUAUACAUACAUAUCGUCGCUUGGCGUGCAAUAUCGCGUAUACGAAAAUUCAAUACCGCGUAUGAGGUGGCUGAGAAAAAAAAAAUAUUUUCGGUACCGUGUCUCAGUGCUAGCCUACUUCACAAAUUUAAUAGUCAAUAAUUUUAGUAUAGGCUCAUAUUUAAUAGGUUCAAAAGUUUAGAAGAAAAUAAGUUUAUUUGCUUUUUUGUGAAAUUUACGCAUAUUGUACGCCAAGCGACGUUUAUUUUAUAUUUAUUAGAUACUUAUAUCAGGCCUCUCUACCUGUAAAAAUAUACUAUUCAUACAUACAUAAUAUAGGAUUGGCAUACAUGCAAAUAUAAAUACUAUAUAAUUAGUUGUCUAUGAAUAAUUUUAUAUCAUUCAAAUCAAUUUUGUUCUACUCGUCAUA
This is a messenger RNA of Rhagoletis zephyria (snowberry fruit fly), 2522 nucleotides long. It is a transcript of the gene IntS14, whose product is annotated as integrator complex subunit 14. Lineage: Eukaryota; Metazoa; Arthropoda; Insecta; Diptera; Tephritidae. The record is from RefSeq and is a predicted model, not a curated record. Gene Ontology annotation, biological process: snRNA 3'-end processing. Gene Ontology annotation, cellular component: integrator complex.